CGCGAGGGCCGUCGUUGGCCAGGCCGUACUUCUACAGUAGUGGCUGCCGGCUUUGUGAUGCCAGUAAGCGCUCCCUUUACCCAGAAAACUUUACAAAAGAUACGAAAAGGAAAAUAAACAAGAUACUCUGGCAAAUCAGGAAACGAUCAAGACUAAAACGGAUAUUUUCUUGGUGAGCAAGACAUCAUCUGAUCAACAAUUUUUGAAGGUGGACACAAACUGUCAAGAUGGUUGUUGGGUCAUGCGCCGUUUGCGGGUGUCCAGCUAGUCUGAGGUGCAGCAAGUGUCACCUCACUAUCUACUGUGGCAAGGAUCACCAAAAACAGCACUGGAAAAUACAUCGCAACGAAUGCAGUCCCUACAGGGUGUGUUACUCCGAAGAAUUAGGGCGAUACUUGGAGGCUACACGGGACAUCCUGCCAGGCGAAGUUAUUCUGAAAGAUUCUCCUUUAGUACUUGGUCCUCGUCAGGUAACGAUGCCUGUGUGCUUGGGAUGCUUCACCCCCGUCGCCGGCACAUACUCUUGUUCAGCAUGCGGCUGGCCCAUGUGUGGUCCUGAUUGCCAAGAAAGCGAUCUCCACAAGCCAGAAUGUCAGCUCUCGAGAAACAGAACAUCCAAGGUGCAAGUGCACAAGUUUAUGCAGGUGAAUCAGAUGUAUGAGUGUAUCACGCCCCUGCGGUGUUUAUGGCUCAAAGAAAACGACCCUGCCAAGUGGACCACCCUCAACCAGAUGGAGUCCCAUCUGGAGAAGCGCUGCAACACCAGCGUCCACGAGCUGAACCAAGUCAAUGUGGUGGACUUCAUGAAGCAAUACCUUAAGAUUACUGUAUAUGAAGAAGAAAUUCACAAACUGUGUGGCAUCAUUGACGUCAAUGGUUUUGAGAUCCCGGGACCGAAUAUUAUAGGCCUUUAUGGAAAAGCGUGCCUAUUUGAACACAAUUGUAUUCCCAACACAACGCGAACUUUUGAUAUUCAGCUCAACCUUAUAGUAAGGGCAGCGGUAAAAAUCCCUAAAGGCAGCCAUAUUAGCACUUCUUACACAGACCCGAUGUGGGGAACAGCAAACAGACAGCUGCAUCUCACAACAACCAAGUAUUUUACUUGUUCAUGUGAUCGGUGCCUUGACCCUACAGAGCUUGGGACGCACCUUAGCAGUUUGCAGUGCCCCAAAUGUAUCACCGGACUAGUUUUGCCUUCUCCUACGCCUUUUAAACCUGACAGCUGGAUAUGUAGCUCCUGUUCUGCCACAAUGAGCGUGGAUCAUGUGGAACAGUUCCUUAAGCAAUUGGGUGAAAAACUAAUAACACUAAAAAAUAAUUCAUUGAAUACAUCAGAGGCUUUCCUAAAAGCAACAACAACUAAGCUGAGUGAAAAUCAUUACUAUAGAAGCGAUGUAAAAUUAGCCAUGGCGCAGUUAUACGGCCACGGAGGAGGUCAGCAACAGCAGCAACAGCAGGACCUGAGUGAUCUUUCCAAAGACCUUCUAGAGAGGAAGGAGACUCUUUGCCGCGAAGUAUUAGCGAUAGCGAACAUAUUUUCACCAGGGGAAACCAAGCUUCGAGGGCUCCUUCUGUAUGAACUACAAGCAACUUGCCGAGAGAAAUAUCGAAGACUUCCGAAAAAAAUGAGAAAUGCACAACAAUCUCGGCAGUUGCUCCAGAAGUGCGCUGAUUGGUUGAAGGAGGCAAGUAUCAUCCUUCAGCGCGAGUCACCCCUCCUGGAUGAAUACCACUUAGGAAUGCAGGCCGAGUCAGAUCUAGACAGCAUACUAGGUAUCAUUUCAAGACUCCGGUAAUUUGAGUCCUGGGUCUGAAAAGGACGCAUUGGAAAUGAAUGUAAAGAAAAAAACUUAAAGAAAACAUAACGAUGAUAAAACUAAAAUGAUUAAAAAAUAGUCAGAUGAACAUCGUUAGCUUCUUAUCCAUGGAAAACUUUAAAUAUUAACCCAAUAUAUUAAUUUACAUCGCUGGAUCCCUACUUUUAUAAUUAGCCAUUUCUCUAGAUCUGUCUAUCUUUGCAAUAUUCAUCUCUCUCUCUCUCUCUCUCUCUCUCUCUCUCUCUCUCUCUCACACACACAUUAGUCUAACCUCAGUAGUAGGUAAGCUACUCAAGAGCGCAGAGACAAUUGUGAAUCACCUUGAAAAUCCCCCAAUAAAUGAGGUUUCACAAAAUGGCUUUCGUUACAAAAAAAUCCUCUUUGUCUAACCUACUGACCUUUUAUUUCGACCUCUUCGCAGUUUAUGACGUAACGAAAUCUCUGAACGUUUCUAUCUUGAUAUUUAAAAACCGUUAAAUAAAGUUCCACACCCAAAAUUACUUUAUAAAAUCAGGUAAAGUAGGCUACACCACCGGAUCGUGAAUUAGUUAAGCAACAGAAAACAAAGUGUGGCGAUUGAAGUUGCCUCAGAGUGGACACCAGUCACUAGUGGUGUCCAUCAACAUCAGGGGUCGAAUUCACAAAAGCUUAGUUCGUAGUUUUGAGAACAUUGAGAUUCAUAAAGCUCGUGCGGUGAUAACUGCCAACUAAUCGAUGACGUCACGGGUUAGCGCGCGGAUUUACAAAGCUUAACCGAGCUCUGUGUGACGCUAAAUAUGUUGUUAAAUAACUACUGCCUCGGGGGUGUAGUAAACGCAAACAAUAUUAUCAUAUUUACGUGUAAAUGCUUAUAAAUCGCGUUUUUCAACUUGAAAUAUAACUUUGCGAGUAGAGGAAAGGGUGAUCAUAAUACAGAUAAUAUAUAAAUUACAAACCUAACCUUUACAAAAAAGAGCUAAUAUGUAAAACUAGACACAGCUGAAGAUAAAAAGGAAUUCUUAUAGGGCUUCUUUUACAUGGGAUAGAGGUAACACAUUUGCAAAGAUUGCCUGAUCUAAAGAAAUAUAUUUACAAAUUCCCAAGUAUUCAACAAGUGCCUAACUAAGCGAAGAGUAAUCGGCACGUGCCCGUUGUGCCCUGGCUCUGCAGGAGAGUGAAAAAUUACAUCAGACACCGAAAAAAAAAAAAUCUUGCCUGAGCAUCCCGUCCACCUCCGCAUUGUAAAGCCCAAGGAACCAUAGAGGAGGAUUUGUUUUAAAGUUUGGAGGACAGCGUCCAGAGCUAUCUAGCGGCGGCCGGCUUCGCUCCCCAGCUCUCUAGCUUUUUAGGGGUAUCUUAAAUAUAUUUUAUGUUUUCUCAAUUCAUGGGUAUUUCAAAUAUUUUAGUUAACCUAAUAUUCUUUGGAGGGGGGCCCGGGCCAUCUAGCUCCCCACCCCCGUAUCCGCCCCUGCAUAUGCCUACAGCCGACGACACAUUCCGUAUUAUAGUUGCAGCACAUUAUAAGCGAGUCAGUUAUUAUAUUUUUUAAUUUUUUAAUUUUUUUUACGUCGCGGCCUAUUGCACCGGUAGGCUUCUUCCCGUUCGGGCCUGAUGGUCGGCCCAAGGCUUCUUCCCGGUGGGGCCUGAUGGUCGCCCCAGCCCGUUCUGGCGCAGGCGAGUGUUUAUAGUGGGGCCAUCUUGCAUUGGCUCAUGCUGCCCUUAUCAACCCGGACUUUAGCGAAAGUCUCUAAAGAGAACCAAAUGGAGCUCCAGGGGGCAGCAUGAGCCAGACAAGGAGGAGCAAGUAUAAAACACUUGCACCACCAAUGGGUUGGGACCGACCAUCAAACCCCCUCAGAAAAGCCCACAGGUUCUAUAGGCAAAACGUAAAGAAUGAAAGGUUGGCAGUAAUAUAAAACGAUCCGAAAGAAGAUUAUUAGUUACUGCUACUAGUGCAAAUUUCCUAGGUUUAUUUUGUUUGACUCUGACAGAGGACGCCACUAACGCUUUACCACUGGAUCACAUAUCUAUGUGACAAUGGAUGAAGCUUAGUGAUGUAAAUGCAUAACCUCCUAACAUUGUUAACAUUGCCAAUAUUUGUACUUGGAAAGGAGUGUCGCCAUUAGCCUAGUUAAUGAAUUUUAAUCUCACCAACCUCUGUGACUGAACUCUCCACGAGCUAGCAAUGCUGCAUCAGCUAUUCACACAGUCCAUACAUGUACUUUCAUUCUGUACAGAUUUUGUUGAAUAAAUUUUACUAUUUCUAAAGUUAAUAAUCCGGAAUGGGAUCUUUUUGUAAGCCUCCGAAAAAAAAAUCAUCGUGCAUGCAAAGCCAACUUUUACACUCAAAGUGCAUUUCGUUAAUUUUGUAUGAUGUUUGGUUUCUGUUGUAUGAAUAAUACGAUGUUCUUUCCUGGUUACUAAUAAUAUAUAAACUUGGAUAGUGUACUACCCGUAUAUAACAAACAAAUCUAAAUAAUUUUAAUACAUGAGUUUUACUCUUUUCUUCUAUAUUUAAAUCUUAAGUGUCUAUUCCAUUCUGGUUAUGCAUAUUUACUAGUUUACUUUAAUAAUAUUUAUCAAGAAAACAACAAUAGUCAGUAGCUAAGAGUUUAUUUUAUCUAAUGAUAAAACCUUUGAGGUGUGACAAAAUAUCUAUUACAAAUUAGCAGUUAAGUAGACAUAAAAUCGAGGUGCAUGAUAAAUCAAACAGGGCAUAAAAGGAAAUAAAUAUUUUUCAUUGUAAGGUAAUUCAAACUAAAAAUAUUGAGAUUCCCAUUAAAACAAGACAAUAAUAAAAAUAUUUUCUGAAAUCUGUACAGAAAUGAAUAAUUUCACAUCAACAUUGUUAUCUUGGAGGAAGAUCGAUGUAUGAAAUUCUUAAGGCAUUAUGCGAUAUCCAGUGGUAGUCCAUGACAAACACUAGAGGCAUCAAAGUACACUGUCAUCUUAAAAAAAUACAUUAGAUCUGAAAAUAAUUAUUUAAAAAAUUAUAUUCAUCAGGUUUUAAUAAAAUAUUUUUAGAUUUGGAACAAUAAAAAAAAAAAAAAAAAAAAAAUCAGCAAUUAUGUUCAGUAUUCUUAAAAGUAUUUGCCUAACUCUAUAUAAAAUAAUAUCUAGUAAGCAAAACCUGUUCAUGUGAUGUAUAAAGUGUUAAGAAUGUGUUAAAAAAUCAAUGUGCAAUCACUCAAAUAGUAUAUUAGUAAAAUAUGUACAUAUUUGAAAAGUACUAGCCUGCUACGAACUUUUCAAAAUCUGCUUGAUAAGUACAUAAAGAUACUGUAGUUUUGAAGAAGAUAUCUAUAACUAAAGAAAUUUGUCUUUUAACUUCUGUGGGAUUUGCUACGACAAAUGCAUGUUACUACGAAUUAUACUAUAACGAACGUUUUGUUUAUAUGAGAUUAAGACUACAACGAACAAGGAUAUUACAAUGAAUGCAGAGGAAUAUCGGCCGCGCCACCCCUUGAGUCCGUAAAGUAUAAGCCUUGUGUCUCCAGAAUUUAAUGUCUGAGGUUCGGUGAUAUGGUUACAUUUAUUAUUGUUUUCGCAUUUAAAUCCUUUUUUUUUUUUUUUUUUGUA
Molecule: messenger RNA, 5375 nt
Organism: Eriocheir sinensis (Chinese mitten crab)
Lineage: Eukaryota; Metazoa; Arthropoda; Malacostraca; Decapoda; Varunidae
Product: SET domain-containing protein SmydA-8-like
Exons: 7
Coding region: 228-1796 (522 amino acids)
Molecular function (GO): protein binding
Source: RefSeq, a predicted model, not a curated record